This is a messenger RNA of Oncorhynchus gorbuscha (pink salmon), 3551 nucleotides long. RefSeq names its product choline dehydrogenase (gene chdh). The transcript has 8 exons. Gene Ontology annotation, molecular function: choline dehydrogenase activity; flavin adenine dinucleotide binding. Bases 167 to 1999 code for a protein of 610 amino acids. The record is from RefSeq and is a predicted model, not a curated record. Gene Ontology annotation, cellular component: mitochondrial inner membrane. NCBI's taxonomy places the organism in Eukaryota, Metazoa, Chordata, Actinopteri, Salmoniformes, Salmonidae.
GGACCGUUACCACUUUGCUGCUCCCGGGGUGCAUUGCAAGCCAAAUCCAGCACCCCGUGGCCAGCAGACCGUCAACUCCGCCCUCUUAUCUCUGCAGAUUGUGACAGUUUUGGAAGAUAUAGGUCGAUGCGAUCAAGUAUAACCGUGUGCCAUCAGAGCCAUCAGGAUGCUCUCUGCAGCUGCUUCAGGCAAAGUUGGGUUCAAUAUGGGGAUGGGAGUGGGCAGGUGUGUGUCAGCCUGUUUAAGAGGGUCCCCCAAUGCCCUGAACAGAAGGAGGGACUGGGACCCCUCUCCCAGGUACAGCACCACAGCAGCCAAAUCCAGCACCCCGUCUUUCAACUAUGUCAUCGUGGGCGCUGGCUCGGCGGGCUGCGUCCUGGCCAACCGUCUCACGGAGGAUCCCCAGGAGUCGGUGCUCCUGCUGGAGGCCGGUCCUAAGGACAGGACCCUGGGCAACGUCCGUCUCUCCUGGAAGAUCCACAUGCCGGCUGCCCUCACCUACAACCUGUGUGAUGACAAGGUCAACUGGUUCUACCACACCCUGCCCCAGGAGCACGUGAACAACCGGGUGAUGUACUGGCCCCGUGGCAGGGUGUGGGGUGGCUCCUCCUCUCUCAACGCCAUGGUGUACAUCCGGGGCCACGGUGAGGACUACAACCGCUGGCAGAGGGAGGGGGCGGAGGGCUGGGACUACGACCACUGCCUGCCCUACUUCCGCAAGGCCCAGUGCCACGAGCUGGGAGGCGACCGCUACCGGGGAGGCAGCGGGCCCCUGCACGUGACCCGGGGGAAGACGAACCACCCUCUACACCGGGCCUUCAUAGAGGCUGGCCAGCAGGCUGGGUACCCCUUCACUAACGACAUGAACGGCUUUCAGCAGGAGGGCUUGGGCUGGAUGGACAUGACCAUCUAUGAAGGUAAGAGGUGGAGCACAGCCAGUGCGUACCUGCGACCUGUCCUUACCCGAGCCAACCUGAGGACAGAGGUGCAAUGUCUGACCACCAGGAUCCUGUUUGAUGGGAGGAGAGCUGUGGGCGUGGAGUACACUCAGAACGGGGAGAAGAAGCAGGUUUUUGCUGAAAAGGAGGUAAUUCUCAGUGGUGGGGCCAUCAACUCCCCACAGCUUCUCAUGCUGUCCGGGGUGGGCAACGCCGAUGACCUGAAACAGCUAGACAUCCCUGUGGUCCAGCAUCUACCAGGAGUGGGCAGUAAUCUUCAGGACCACCUGGAGCUGUAUGUUCAGCAGCAGUGCUCUCAGCCCAUCACCCUGUACAAGGCCCAGAAGCCUUUCCACAUGGUCAAGAUUGGCCUGGAGUGGCUCCUCCAAUAUACAGGAUACGGGGCCACGGCCCACCUGGAGAGCGGGGGCUUCAUCCGGAGCAGAGGGGGCGUGGCCCACCCCGACAUCCAGUUCCACUUCCUGCCCUCGCAGGUCAUCGACCACGGCCGUGUCGCCUCCAAGAUAGAAGCUUACCAGGUUCACGUGGGACCAAUGAGAAGUGCUAGUAUUGGAUGGUUAAAGCUGAAGAGCGCCAGCCCUCUAGAUCACCCAAUCAUCCAGCCCAACUACCUCUCAACAGACACUGAUGUAUGGGAGUUCAGGGAGUGUGUCAAGCUUUCUCGGGAGAUCUUUGCCCAGAAGGCCUUCGACCCAUUCCGGGGGCCCGAGGUACAGCCAGGGCCUGAGUGUCAGUCAGACGCCGAGAUUGAUGCGUUUGUGCGUCACAAGGCAGACAGCGCCUACCAUCCGUCGUGCACGUGUAAGAUGGGUUCUCCAUCUGACCCAAUGGCGGUGGUGGACCCAGAGACGCGCGUGCUGGGCCUCGAGGGCCUCCGUGUGGUCGACGCCUCCAUCAUGCCCAGCGUCGUCAGCGGCAACCUCAACGCCCCCACCAUUAUGAUCGCGGAGAAGGCUGCUGACAUCAUCAGAGGGCGACCGGCGCUCAGCGACCCCGGGGUGCCUGUGUACCAGCCUGGAUCUCUAGAGACCCAGCGAUGAGCUUCACACAGAUGUGUGGAACCUGCAGCGUCACCAUCUCCUAAGGGCCUGAACAGCCAGAGGUGGAUGCUAGGUAUUCAUGUACACAUCCGUCGGUCUUUACCGUCAAAGUUUCUUUUUUUUUUUACGAUUUGAAAUAUGUAAAGACAAAACAGUAGCGUAAAAAGUACAGAUAAGCCUUCCAUUAUCUAACCCGUCCAUUGGUGUAAAAUUCUGGUAGAGCUUGUACCUUCCAGGGUCUCAGUGCCAGCUGUUUUUUUUUGUUUGAUAUGUAAUACUCCGCAUCAUGAAGAGGUAGUAGACUCCGUUGGUCGUCAAUAAAGUGCCACGGCAUGCUAACCAGCAGAGACUACAACCCCGAGAAUCACUUUGGAUUGCAGUGUUCCCUACUUUCCUGAUAAUGCUGGUUUUCUGUCCAGAAACAGUGAGUUUCUGAUGUGAUUUGAUCAAGUUCCCUGGGUAUUACUUCUUACAUUUAUGUUUACAAUUAUAUGAAGAUGAUUUAUAUGAAGGAUUUAAGCUUUUGAUAGUCGCCUGAGUUGCCUUGCCAAUCAUGAAAGUGUCUUUGACGUAUGUUGUCUUGAAUCUAUUGAUUAUUAUAAACUGGGUGGUUCGAGCCCUGAAAGCGAAUUGGCUGACAGCCGUGGUAUAUCAGACCGUAUACCACAGGUAUGACAAUUUAUUUGUACUGCUCUAAUUACGUUCAUAGGCAGUUUAUAAUAGCAAUAAGGCACCUCUGGGGUUUGUGUUUCAUGGCCAAUAUGCCACGGCUAAAGGCUGUGUCCAGGUACACCACGUUGCGUCAUGCAUAAGAACAUCCCUUAGCCGUGGUAUAUUGGCCACAUACCACACCCCCUUGUGCCUUAUCGCUUAAUUUGAGCAGAGCUGCAAUAAUAUGUUCCAGUAGUAUUCUCAUACGCUUGCAUAGUAUUAACCCUUAUGUUCAUGCUAGCCUUAACAAUGUGACUUCUAAGUCCACAGUUCCACCUCUAACAUCGUCAAAACAACCACUUUGCGGAUGUCGGGUAAAGUGGAUCUGAUUGAGUGGAGCCGUUGAGCUGAUUGACUCUAAGCCUUUACACGAACACUUUGCACACCGAUUUUAGCGCAGACUCAACAACCGCUGUGAUUGUGAAAAUAAUAUUCUUUAGAAAUCUUUGUAAGAUUUGAUUAUUUUUCUAAUUCCUGCCGGCUGAGUACGUAGAGCACAGCUGCUGUCCUCUGGAGGCAUUCAGUGCCGUGGAGUUUAUUCAGUUGUGAACAUUACAAAAUCAUCAGCAGUCCAUUGUAUUUCCAGGCAAAUAUUCAAGAGACUAACGUGAAUGUUAAAAAAUAAAUGUUAAACUACAUUUUUAGGUAAAAACUAAUUUGCUACUAAGUGGAAUUAGCUGUAAUGUUAGCGGAUAGAAAUCCUCAAGUACAGUGAAUCAUUUUAACCUUCAUUUACACAUUCUGUACAGGGUUUAACAUUACCAUCAACAUUUCAAUGCAUCUUUAAAACAGAAGUAGUCUGAAAAAAUAAAGCUGUGAAUUGCACAAGUUGUAUAACAAA